Messenger RNA from Gekko japonicus, 6163 nucleotides. It is a transcript of the gene ANKIB1, whose product is annotated as ankyrin repeat and IBR domain containing 1. NCBI's taxonomy places the organism in Eukaryota, Metazoa, Chordata, Lepidosauria, Squamata, Gekkonidae. Gene Ontology annotation, cellular component: cytoplasm; ubiquitin ligase complex. Gene Ontology annotation, biological process: protein polyubiquitination; ubiquitin-dependent protein catabolic process; positive regulation of proteasomal ubiquitin-dependent protein catabolic process. Gene Ontology annotation, molecular function: zinc ion binding; ubiquitin conjugating enzyme binding; ubiquitin protein ligase activity. The transcript has 20 exons. The record is from RefSeq and is a predicted model, not a curated record. The coding region runs from base 147 to 3431 and encodes 1094 amino acids.
CCAGCUAGGAUGGCGGUGCUGCCGGCUGCGUGAACGAAAGGUGCCGGGGAAUCACCCUGUGAGGAACCGAACCUAAACUAUGUUGCUGAAAUACACAACAAGUACUUAAAGGGAUACAGAAGAAGCAUCACUUUAUUGAAGACAACAUGGGAAAUACAACUACGAAAUUUCGCAAAGCACUUAUAAAUGGAGAUGAAAAUUUGGCCUGCCAAAUAUAUGAGAGUAAUCCUCAGCUGAAAGAAUCUCUGGAUCCCAAUAUUUCUUACGGAGAGCCUUACCAGCACAACACUCCAUUACACUAUGCUGCUAGGCAUGGAAUGAACCGAAUUUUAGGGACUUUUCUUUUUGUUAGAGAUGGAAACCCAAAUAAACAGAAUGUGCACAAUGAGACGUCUAUGCACUUGCUUUGUAUGGGACCUCAAAUUAUGAUAUCGGAUGGAGUUCUUCAGCCUCGCUUGACUCGGCCCUUUGAGGACGAUUUCAGAAGAGCAGAUUGUUUGCAGAUGAUCUUGAAAUGGAAAGGAGCAAAGCUUGACCAAGGAGAGUAUGAAAGAGCAGCUAUUGAUGCUGUAGAUAACAAAAAAAAUACACCAUUGCACUAUGCUGCUGCCUCAGGGAUGAAGACCUGUGUAGAGCUUCUAGUGAAACAUGGUGGAGACUUGUUCGCUGAAAAUGAAAAUAAAGAUACUCCUUGUGAUUGUGCAGAGAAGCAGCAUCACAAAGAAUUGGCACUCAAUCUAGAAUCCCAGAUGGUGUUCUCACGAGAUCCUGAAGCUGAAAGCAUUGAAGCAGAAUAUGCUGCUUUAGACAAAAGAGAGCCAUAUGAAGGACUAAGACCUCAGGACCUGCGGAGGCUCAAGGAUAUGCUGAUUGUAGAAUCUGCAGACAUGCUUCAAGCCCCGCUGUUUACAGCAGAAGCUUUGCUUCGAGCACAUGACUGGGACAGGGAGAAGUUACUUGAAGCAUGGAUGUCUAAUCCAGAAAAUUGCUGCCAACGUUCAGGUGUUCAAAUGCCAACUCCGCCUCCAAGUGGAUAUAAUGCUUGGGACACACUUCCUUCACCAAGAACUCCUCGGACUACUCGUUCUUCUAUCACCUCACCAGAUGAAAUCAGCCUGUCACCAGGAGACAUUGAGACAACUAUGUGUGAAAUCUGUAUGUGUAAUAUUUCUGUGUUUGAAGACCCAGUGGAUAUGCCUUGUGGACAUGAAUUUUGUAGAGCAUGUUGGGAGGCGUUUUUGAAUAUGAAAAUUCAAGAGGGUGAAGCCCACAAUAUUUUUUGCCCAGCAUAUGAUUGCUUCCAGCUUGUUCCAGUGGAGAUCAUAGAAAGUGUGGUUUCCAAGGAGAUGGAUAAACGUUACCUACAAUUUGACAUUAAGGCCUUUGUUGAAAAUAAUCCUUCUAUUAAAUGGUGCCCUACACCAGGCUGUGAAAGAGCAGUCAGGCUAACAAGACAGGGGUCAAAUACUACAGGUUCAGAAACACUUAGUUUCCCCUUGCUAAGAGCCCCUGCAGUGGAUUGUGGAAAAGGGCAUCUCUUCUGCUGGGAAUGUCUUGGUGAGGCACAUGAACCUUGUGACUGUGAAACAUGGAAGAAUUGGCUGCAGAAGAUAACAGAAAUGAAACCUGAAGAGCUUGUGGGAGUUAGUGAAGCGUAUGAAGAUGCUGCCAACUGCUUAUGGUUACUCACCAAUUCUAAACCAUGCGCCAACUGCAAAUCUCCAAUUCAAAAGAAUGAAGGCUGCAACCAUAUGCAAUGUGCAAAGUGUAAAUAUGAUUUCUGUUGGAUAUGCUUGGAAGAAUGGAAGAAACAUAGUUCUUCCACUGGAGGUUAUUAUAGAUGCACUCGCUAUGAAGUGAUUCAACAUGUAGAGGACCAAUCCAAGGAAAUGACAGCAGAGGCUGAAAAGAAACACAAAAGAUUUCAAGAACUUGAUAGAUUUAUGCACUAUUACACAAGGUUUAAAAACCAUGAGCUCAGCUAUCAGUUAGAACAACGCCUUCUAAAAACAGCCAAAGAAAAGAUGGAGCAGCUGAGCAGAGCUCUCAGUGGAACUGAGGGACGUUGUCCAGAUACCACAUUCAUUGAAGAUGCAGUCCAAGAACUCCUGAAAACCCGGCGCAUCCUGAAGUGUUCUUACCCAUAUGGAUUCUUUCUGGAACCCAAAAGCACAAAAAAGGAAAUAUUUGAACUUAUGCAGACAGACCUUGAAAUGGUCACAGAGGAUCUUGCUCAGAAAGUAAACAGGCCUUACCUUCGCACUCCUCGUCAUAAAAUUAUUCGGGCGGCCUGCCUUGUACAGCAGAAGAGGCAAGAGUUUUUGGCAUCUGUGGCCCGUGGAGUUGCUCCUGCAGAUUCUCCUGAAGCUCCAAGGCGCAGCUUUGCUGGAGGAACAUGGGAUUGGGAAUAUUUAGGAUUUGCAUCCCCUGAGGAAUAUGCUGAAUUUCAGUAUCGGAGGAGGCACAGACAGCGUCGGCGUGGAGAUAUGCACAGCCUGCUUAGUAAUGCUGCGGACCCAGAUGACCCUAGUGAAAGCACGCUAGAUACCCAAGACGCUGGCAGUAACAGAAGACAUGGUAAUUCCAUGGUGAGUUCUGCUUCCAUGAGCAUCCUUCACAGCUCAUCUCUUCAUGACUAUACUCCUGUCAGUCGCUCUGAAAACCAAGAUUCUCUGCAGGCUCUGAGUUCCUUGGAUGAAGACGACCCCAAUAUCCUCCUUGCUAUUCAGUUAUCAUUGCAAGAAUCUGGCUUGGUUAUUGAUGAGGAAACUAGAGACUUUCUGACUAAUGAAGCUUCUCUAGGAGCAAUAGGUACUUCUUUGCCUACAAGGUUAGACUCUGGUCCCAUAAAUAUAGACAACCCAAGGGCUGCUUUAAGUAGCUCAGAGCUAUUAGAACUUGGUGAUAGUCUGAUGAAACUAAGCACAGACAGUGAUCCCUUUUCAGCCGACCACCUUAGUUCUCAUACUUUCAGUGAUGCAAGAAGUGGAUUAUAUUCAACCUCUAGUGAAGCCGAUUCGAGUACCCAAGACCCCAAUAUAAAUGAAAACCUCCUCGGAAACAUUAUGGCCUGGUUCCAUGACAUGAAUCCUCAGAGUAUUGCGCUCAUUCCUUCAGCAAGUACAGAAACCGAUGAUGAUCCACAGCAGCCCAGUACUGAAGAAGGCUUGGUAGAGCAGCCACAUAUUCCCAGUGUGCGACAGGACCCUCUGGAAGAGCAUGCACUUUUUGAGGAUGCACUGAAAAACGAAGGCAGAUGCACCCAGACGGAAGAGAGUGCUGCAGCUGGAGCUGUUCUCCCCGAUGAAGCGGCACUGCAAAGUGGUGACUCUGCUGGGAAGUCUGCUAGCCAGGUUGACGCUUCAGGAGAUGCUUCAAGUCAGACAUCCCAAACCUCAACUGAGUGGACUGAGCAUGUACAUUUGGUGUGACCACAAAAAAAAAAGUUUGAACAUAGAAAUUGAUUACAGAGCCAGACAGGCUAGGCAGUUGCCAGAGGUACACAAUGUGGCGUAAGCAUUCUGGAGACUGGCCCACGUAAGGAGAGCUCAGUUGUUUACUGGUAAUGUAGAGGUGGAAGACGUAGGAGUUCCCUUAAAGUUCCUUAUAAAGAUUAUACAAAUCUUUCAGGGAAUUUCCAUUGCAUUUAACAGCAUCUUGUUUGCUUUGACGAGAGAGGAAUAAAUAGUUUGUACUCUACAUUCCUAAUACAAUGCAGCAUCUAUUUAGCCUUAGGCGGGUGAUCCUUAACUUGAAAGUAUGGAUUAAAGGCUUACUAAGAUUCAUUUGGGUUACUGAUCCUAAGAAACCAUUUUCUCCUUCCCCUCUCCUUUAUUCUAACUGUCUUUUAACAAAACUGUGCUUAGCAGUACGUUUUUCUUUAUACCUUGCUUUUUACAUAGCCUUUUGCCCAACUAAUCUUUAACUAGCGGUGUGAAUUGAAGUAUAUGAUACUUCUCUUUAAUGCUGCUUUCAAACCAAGAAGUGGGAUUUUUUUUUUCUAAUUCAAAUCAAAGAUUUUUUCAUGUCUAUUUACAGUAUAGAAGUGCCAAACUGUGAAUAGCAAAUCAAUUUCAACACAAAGUAUGCAGUUUUUCCUGUCUUAAAAGCUGACCCAUAAUUCUUAGCGAUGGAAAAACCACUGGAAAGCAUUCCCCUUCAGAAAUUUAGCUGGCAUUUAUUGCCAUAGUGACUGCAUUCAUAAAACCUGUACCUUAAGUUAAUUAAGCCUAAUUCUGCUGUUAAGAACAGUUAUUUUAAACAUUGAAGUACAGUUGAUUAGCAGCAGCUAUACUGUAUUGAAAGACACUUUAAUGGAAGUGCAAUCAUAGUUCCUUGUUUUCCAUAAUUAACAAUGCAUUCUAUGCACUGUUGGUGCAGUUGUGUUUAAUGGUAACAUUUUAUAAAAAAAAUGAAAUUUCCUUUAAGUUUAGAGGCAGUCCCACAAUAAAGGUGUAAUAAUACUUGUUACAUGCAACAUGUAUACCGUGCCUUUGCCUAAUCCAAACAGAUAGUUGCCACAGUUAAAUGAUUAAUUAAGUUCAGUUAUCUCUUUUGGAGUUACUGUGCUAUGAAUUGCAAAGACCUCCAUUUAAAAAAAAAUAAAAAAAACCACUCAUGGCCUUGCCUUUACAAUAAAUAAUUGCAUAGGGUAUGAUUCUGCACCGUGUCGGCACAGCAAGGAAGGACACCCUGUAGGACUCACAGAACUCUGUUUCCCCCCUCCUCCAUCUCUUGGCAUGUGUGCUGGAGCAGCAGUCCAAGUAAUGGGAAGUCUUUGCAUGCCUCCCAUAACUCCAUCCAGCCUUCCCACUCCAGUCACAGUGCACUCCUAAGCAGAGUUACACAUAUAGAAGGGGUUAUAGAAGGGUGUAAAUCUGUUCAGGAGUGCACUGUCAGUGGAACUUCUAACUUGCAUAACUUGUUUGAGCAGCGUGUGAAGGGUGAAUGGAGGAGUCAAACACACAAUGCCCAUUCCCACUACUGCUGGUAUGCUGCCUGUGGGGUGGGUCAAAACAGGGCUCUUUUGAAGGGUCCCUCCAUGUGCCUGCACAGAGGAGCACCAUACCCUAAGUGUUCAAAGUUUUUAUAUAAAUAACAAACACUACUGUGUAUUCUUUCAAUUGCACAAUAUUUGUUUGGUGUGUGGUUGCUGUUUAAUGUAAAAGGAAGAGAGAGAAAAGACCUUCCCUAGUGGUGUCCUACUGUGAAGAAAAUUCUUGUUAAAUUGGCUUAAAAGCAUCAAAAUCUCAUUGUAAGUUACAGUGAUACAGUCUGUAAUUUUAACUAGAGGAAAUUGUUUAAAUUACUGUUUUGCUUGCAUAUAAUUAAAACCUAGAAUAAUACAAGCAAAAUAAAUGAAAUGCUCCAUUUUACGUUUGAAUUGAUAUGAGAGAUCUGCUGAUGUCUGAUGUAAAGGUUUCUCAUUACUGAGUGUGUAUAGUAAAGUAUUACGACAGCAAGUAAGGUUGUAUGUAUAUUGAUUACUGUGAGUUACAAGAAAAAAGUGUUUUAACUCUUUUUCAUUUAAAGAUUAUUGUUGAAAUCUUGCACUCCCUGUAACUCAUAAUACUAAAUAAUUACAUAUGAAUUAUUUACUCCAAAAUUCAAAGAAAUACCUGUUUCUUCUGAAAGUUUCUUUAGAAGGAAUAGUCUGCUGCUCUGUUACUGUAUUCUGUAGAUCCAUUGACAUUUAUAGCUUCGCUUCUAACUGCCCUGUCCUGAAAGUAUUGAUGUUGAACCCCUCCCCAACACUGGAAAAAUUUUAAACAGUAAUCUGGUAUUAAAUCCUCCUAACCUAAAAUAGGUCUUCAAGUUUCUGUCCACAUGAAUUGGUCUUAUAUUUACAUUAAUUUGAGACGCACAUUCAGCUUCUUUAAGUUAUAGUUUCCAAAUAGGAUGGUCCUUACACAGAUUUUGUGUAUUGCACUAAGGUGUCUUGCAAAGCUAAGAUAUGUAUGAGUGCUCUCUGUGAUGAUAGUGAAGUUUGUGGGUUCUGGUUUUUCCUGUAACUUGGUUUAGAUUGUGCAGUAUAUUCCAUUGUUUCUGUGCUGACUUUAUUCCAAGCAUGAAAUUAGCAUAUUAAAUUUGUAUUUUCUUGGUACUUAUUUAAAAUUUAAGACCACCCCAGUAAUUGACUUUACAAUUCAGAAAGAAAGUUUGG